Molecule: messenger RNA, 1442 nt
Organism: Drosophila hydei
Lineage: Eukaryota; Metazoa; Arthropoda; Insecta; Diptera; Drosophilidae
Gene: Gr64f
Product: gustatory receptor for sugar taste 64f
Exons: 6
Coding region: 13-1326 (437 amino acids)
Biological process (GO): sensory perception of sweet taste; detection of chemical stimulus involved in sensory perception of taste
Cellular component (GO): membrane
Molecular function (GO): sweet taste receptor activity
Source: RefSeq, a predicted model, not a curated record
CGUGGCCUCAACAUGAGGUUUCUGCCCACGCUGGAGCGUAAAUUUCGACGCUGGAAAAAGCUAAAGAAGCCGCCGCUGUUACGUAAACUAGAUAUACUGUUCAAAAGCACGCACAAAGGACAGAUUCAAGAGGACAACGCAAAGCGGGCACAGCGAGAUUUUGGCAAAGAUAACAAAAACGAGCUGAGCUACAGAACACGGCAACAAUUUAUGUCCAACGGAACUUUCCAUGAGGCAGUUGGCUCGGUCCUAUUGACUGCCCAAUGGUUCGCCAUGAUGCCUUUACGAGGGGUUACGGCCAAGCACCCCAGCAGCCUGAGGUUCUCGUGGCGCUAUGUGCGCACGUGCUGCUGCCUGCUGUUCAUUGCGUCUAUGCUAAUCAAUCUCAGCUUGACCAUUUACAAGGUGCUGAAUGGUUCGAUAACGUUUAACAAUAUCCGACCGUUGAUCUUCAAGAGCUGCAUCUUCUUGGUGUGUGGCAAGGCUCUGAGCUUGGCACGACAGUGGCCCGAUCUAAUGAUGAAGUGGUACGAGAUCGAACAGGAUCUGCCACAAUAUCAAACACAGUACGAGAAGAGGCGCAUGGCCCAGACCAUCAAAAUGGUCAUGCUUGUGGGCAUGAUGUUAUCCUUUGCGGAACAUUUGCUGAGCAUUAUUUCAGCCAUCAAUUAUGCUUCGUUUUGCAAUCGAACUGAUGAUCCCAUACGAAACUUCUUUGAGAUGACCAACGAUGAGAUCUUCUAUGUUCUGAACUACUCCACGCCGCUUGCCCUGUGGGGCAAAAUACAAAAUGUUUACUCGACCUUUAUAUGGAACUAUAUGGAUAUAAUGGUUAUGAUAGUAAGCAUCGGCCUGGCAUCUAAAUUUCGCCAACUCAACGACAAUUUGCUCAAGUUUAAAGGCUUGCAUAUGGCUGCAGCUUACUGGUCUGAGCGGCGCAUACAAUAUCGAAAUAUAUGCACGUUAUGCGGCACCAUGGACAAUGCCAUAUCCUUUAUCACUAUGAUAUCGUUCUCCAACAAUCUAUACUUUAUAUGUGUCCAGCUGCUGCGCAGUCUCAACACUAUGCCCUCGGUAGCUCAUUCGGUGUACUUUUACUUCUCGCUCUUUUUUCUCAUCGGACGCACUUUGGCCGUGUCUUUGUAUGCGGCCAGCGUGCACGACGAGUCGCGUCGGCCGCUGCGCUAUUUGCGCUGCGUGCCAAAGGAUUCUUGGUGUCCGGAUACCAUGCGCUUUGCCGAAGAGAUUACCAGCGAUAUGGUGGCUCUUAGUGGCAUGAAGUUCUUCAAUUUGACACGCAAACUGGUGCUCAGUGUAAGUCUCUGAAGAUCAUCUAUUUACAUGACAUAUAAUUAAGUAUUUGAACAGGUGGCUGGCACAAUCGUCACUUAUGAGCUGGUGCUUAUUCAGUUCCACGAGGAUCAGGACUUGUGGGAUUGCGA